AUGUUUAAUAGUUACAUUUGUGUAAGAGAGAAGAAGAUAAUGAAUGGUAUCAAAACCGAAGAACAAUGCUAUGAUAGUAGAAAUAAUUCAUUGCCAUUAUCUGCAUCAUCCAUGGAAUUAAAUGAAACAACAACAACUGAAGAGGAUGACGAAGAUGAAAUUGAUGAGACAACAAAUGAGUUAUUAAAGAAAACACAUGAUAGUGGAUUUGUUGAUGCGAGCGAUGAGAAAGAAGUUACAAAAGUAAUACGUUCAUAUUCAAAUUAUACUAGUACACCAUUAAGACCAGUGACAAACAAUAUACGAGAACAUAUUGGUGAAUCAUCUUCAAUUAUUGAACGUCAUUUGUCUAGUGAUGAUACAAAAUUUGAUGAUGGAAAAAAUUGUCGAAAUACAAGAUUUCUUGGUAGUAAAGCAGUAGCAAUUUUAGAUAAAUGGUUCCAUUCAAAUCGAGAUUAUCCAUAUCCAGAUGAUGAAAAAACAGAACAAUUAGCAUUUGAAGCUGGCAUCACAUCGAAACAAGUCAAAAAAUGGUUUGCAAAUAAACGAGUUCGUUCACAGUCAUGUUAUAAACCAUUAUAUCGAUCUCGUAAGUCACGAAUAAAUUCAUAUCAACCUACUUCUGCCCAUAUUCGUCCACCUAUUUUACCUCCGCCAACAAAUUACAAUUACAUCAUUAAUCAUAACAAUAUUGCACCUCAAUCUCAACAAUCAGCUUCGACAUUCCAAAAUAUAGUUGCAUCAUCUCAUCCAUCACAAAUGCCUGCAUGGCCGUUAUCUUUUUCUCCACAUCAGCAAUAUCCAUUUCCUAAUCCAUUUUUUAAUCCUAUGUUAAUGAAUCCAUUUACAAUGAUGAUAAUGAUGAAUCCGUUAUAUGCUCAACAACUAUUAUCAACAAUGGCUUCUAAUGGAUCUAUUCUGUCUGCUCCAACGUCACAAUCUCCAGUACAGACAACUCAAGCAAAACAGCCCCAGUCUAGUACACCUAAUACAUCAUCAACAACAACAUCUGGUAAAAGCAGGCGAUUUUGGAUGUGA
Molecule: messenger RNA, 1038 nt
Organism: Didymodactylos carnosus
Lineage: Eukaryota; Metazoa; Rotifera; Eurotatoria; Philodinida; Philodinidae
Source: the annotation of a GenBank genome assembly